AUGAGAUUUUGCAAUUAUGCACGCCGACUGUUUGGCGCUGUGCCAAGUUCGAGCCAACCACAAUGUCAUCCGGAACCUGGAUUUAAGUUAGGAUGUUCCUCUAUCGCAACCUCGUGGACUCAGUCGAUUUUAAGACGUGAGUUCGCCGCCGGCAGCGCCGCUAAGCUGAACGCCAUCACCUCUGCUCUGCCGGGCAAGAACCGGAUGUUGACGAAGGCCGAGUUGAAAAACUUUCCCGGCCACCUUCAGCGUUACAAGAAGUACGGCGGCCUGCCCGAGUUCCACAACGUGGACCGCAACAGCCACGGUUUCAUCGCGCUACCCACCGACCGCUUCAUGCUGGUGCUCACCACCUCCAAGAACAACGUACAUGCGCAGCUGGUGAAUCGCAGCCGUGACAAGCGCACAGUGUUUGGAUCGUUCGCUGGCAAUGUCGGCAUCAACAAGAAGCAGCAGCAGACUGAGCGCUGCGCAUAUCGCAUCGGUGAGAACAUGGCCAAGAAGUGCAAACGCCUGGGGGUCUUUGCCGUCGACGUCAAAUUCCGCAGGCUUAUGCGGAUAGAGACGGUGCUGCAAGCCUUCCAGGCAGAGGGCCUGCAGGUUGGCCAGCUGAUACACGAGCCACGCCUCCCCAAGACGGGCAUAAACUCAGUGCGCCCUAGGCGCCGCAGGAGGGUAUAA
Messenger RNA from Babesia bigemina, 681 nucleotides. Its product is annotated as ribosomal protein S11, putative. The coding region runs from base 1 to 681 and encodes 226 amino acids. Lineage: Eukaryota; Apicomplexa; Aconoidasida; Piroplasmida; Babesiidae. Gene Ontology annotation, cellular component: ribosome. The record is from RefSeq and is a predicted model, not a curated record. Gene Ontology annotation, molecular function: structural constituent of ribosome. Gene Ontology annotation, biological process: translation. The transcript has a single exon.